AUGUAUACCGCAAAGAAGAGGGUGGAAGACGAAAAGAGGAAGGGAAUUUGUAAAAGUGCAAAAAGAGCUGGCGACUACUAUAUGUUCGACUAUGAUCCGAGCACGGAUGAGUUGGUCAAACCAGUGGAGAGUUUCGUGCCAGAAGUGACACCUGGAGCGACGAACUUUGAUAAACUUGAUCCGGGACAGAUUUCAGUUGGCAUAUGCUGCAACAGACAAUCAACCCUGGAUCUAGCCAAGGCACUGCAGCAAGUGCAGGAAGCAGAGAAAAUCAAGGAUAGCGAGGAGCGAAUGAUUGAAGCGAUGCAGACGGAUCAGAAGGCUCGACAAUCUCGUCCGUCGAGUCCACCGAUGCAAACAGCUCUCGAGCCUACGCCGAAACCGUCGGAUAAGGGAGAAAAAGGUUUUCAAGCUUUUAUGGUUCCUUCUUUGAUCAUAUUUACUAUUUCAUAUGAAAGCGUAGAAAUAGUUUGA
This is a messenger RNA of Cooperia oncophora, 474 nucleotides long. The record is from the annotation of a GenBank genome assembly. Lineage: Eukaryota; Metazoa; Nematoda; Chromadorea; Rhabditida; Trichostrongylidae.